AAUAUAUUGCAGAAAGAAACAUAAAGAACAUUGGUGUCUUAAAAAAAAAAUGAUUUAUGGGAUUACUACAGAUCAAGGUAAUGAAUAUUAGCGAAUUUACACUUUGGAAACCGUAAAUUGGAUUACAUUUUUCAGUCAUUGUUGCCAACACUUCUUGAAAAUUUAUGCAAUCAUCAAUUGUGGACAGCAGUUGCUGGGAAGGGGGAGAACAGUGACGAGUAUGAUAUUUCUGAUAGGGGAGUAUACGAAACGUUAAGGGAUGCAAUAAAUAUGAAAGACAAAGAAAGGCCAGAUGAAAUGGUGUGGAAAGCAGUAAGCACUAUUGAAGAAGCGCCAGCACUAAAACUGCAGUGGCAUGAUUCAUUGAUCCGGAGUUAUUUUUUACAUUCAUUGAAUGUUGAUGUGAAUCAAACUGUUAUUCGAAACUCAGAUCUUCCUGUAUUUGCACAGCAGCUUGAAGAAAGUACAGUUCUUGCACCUGUCUCUAUGGUGAAGAGCUGCGGUGGGGCUGUAAAUGAAAACAAUCCAUUGCCGCAGUCAAAUUCGACUGAGUUCUUAUCUCAUGCAGAUAUCGGAAGGUCUUCAGUCAGCCAACAGGCACCUUCAAGAUCCGUUACUAUUGAUUCAUUGGCCGUUCCACCAGUGCAGUUUGACUGGAAUAAUUCCGGUCUAACAAAUCCUCUCAAAACAGCAUUAAAUGUAUCAUCUGCAUCAUUAGACUUGGAUUUUUUGGUAUCCACAAACAGUAGUGGCUCAACUGCUGAUGUUUCGCCUACUGUACAGGUGUCCUCAACGCUGCAGAAGGAUCUGACUGCGUUUGGUCUAAAUUUGCCUGAUGAUGCUGGAAAGAGUAAAACGGAAAAAGGUAUUUCAAGCAGUACACCAAUUGUAUUGGACUACAUACUUCGUAAAAAUGGUGAUAAACGAAAAUAUAAGCCAGUAAGCGAACUUUCACUUGAUGCUCGGGCUCUUCAUGACCAGUUGCCGGACCUCGAUUACAUGUUAUCCAAUGUUCUGCUUUUUCCCGUCGUUGAUCGCUAACUGGUGGAUUUAUCGUGCUCUCCAUUAGAUAAUUGUCAUAUGGAUAACUAAGUCUUCAGAUUUUUUUAUUCAGAGAAUUUUCUUGGAUGAACUGCCUAAUUCAGGUCACUCACAUCUCCUUUUUGUAUUUUUAUAAACAACUUUUUGUUUUUGUUAUGGGCUUUCUUCUCCUGUAAAUUUUUUAAAGACAGAUCUGUUGCACGGGUGAUUUAUGCUUUGCUGUGCUUUUUCCAACUUCUUUGUCUAACAGAUUUCAUUUUUUUCAGCUCAAUUUUCUAAAAUUGUUAAACAUCGAUGUUUGUUCUUUAUUGCAGUUCCUAAAUCUUGUUCUCUUAUUUGUACGUGUAACGAAAUAUGAAAGAGUCUAUGCAACAAAUUUGUAUCAUUUGAUGAAAAGUAAAAUUAAAAAUUCUCAUUUCUUG
Molecule: messenger RNA, 1463 nt
Organism: Loa loa (African eye worm)
Lineage: Eukaryota; Metazoa; Nematoda; Chromadorea; Rhabditida; Onchocercidae
Exons: 8
Coding region: 271-1041 (256 amino acids)
Biological process (GO): intracellular transport
Cellular component (GO): AP-1 adaptor complex; trans-Golgi network membrane
Molecular function (GO): clathrin binding
Source: RefSeq, a predicted model, not a curated record